This is a messenger RNA of Gamsiella multidivaricata, 645 nucleotides long. RefSeq names its product ankyrin repeat-containing domain protein. The coding region runs from base 1 to 645 and encodes 214 amino acids. The record is from RefSeq and is a predicted model, not a curated record. NCBI's taxonomy places the organism in Eukaryota, Fungi, Mortierellomycota, Mortierellomycetes, Mortierellales, Mortierellaceae. Gene Ontology annotation, molecular function: protein binding. The transcript has 4 exons.
AUGUCUCACAACAUCUGGCUUGCUGCUAGCGACGGUGACCUCGCGGCCGUUAAAAAGUUUGUCGAGGAGAAGGGAGUCUCAAUUGAUGCCCAGGAUGAGAAUGGAUACUCGACGCUACAUGCCGCAGCAUCCUAUGGCCACAUAGAAUUAAUCAAGUAUCUGCUGGCGAAGGGCGCCAAUGUCAAUAUCCAGGAUCCUGAUGGUGAUUCACCUCUGUUUGUUUGCGAGACCGUCGAAAUCGCAGAGAUCUUGGUCAACGCUGGAGCGGACGCCAAGCAUGUCAACGAAAACGAGAUGACCGCCGCUGAGAACGCUGAGGAGGAGGAGUGGUUCGAGGUCGCACAUUACUUGCGCGAGUUGACUGGAGUGCCCCACCCCGACAAAGAUGUCGAUGAGCUUGAGGAGGACAUGUCACAUCUUUUGGAAGAAGAGGCCGACAGCGAUGAUGAUAAAACCGAAGAGCAGGAUACCACAGAGAACACAUACAAGGACAGGAUAGAGACUAUCAUGAAGGCAACGGAAGCAGAUGGCAAGGAUCGUGAUGAGGAGCUUAAAGCUGUGGUUGCAGAGAUGUUGGCCACGGCUGGCCCCGAGGGCGCAGCCGCACUUUCAAAGGAACUUCAGGCACAGGAGAACAAGCAAUAG